Messenger RNA from Penicillium manginii, 1590 nucleotides. Its product is annotated as putative MFS multidrug transporter. The record is from RefSeq and is a predicted model, not a curated record. Gene Ontology annotation, molecular function: transmembrane transporter activity. NCBI's taxonomy places the organism in Eukaryota, Fungi, Ascomycota, Eurotiomycetes, Eurotiales, Aspergillaceae. The transcript has 3 exons. Gene Ontology annotation, biological process: transmembrane transport. The coding region runs from base 1 to 1590 and encodes 529 amino acids. Gene Ontology annotation, cellular component: membrane.
AUGUCGAUCGCCACUUCCCCGGCGUCCGCCACUGGCACAUCUGGCCCGCCUCAGGUGCGGACUGAGCAAGAGCAGACAGCUACAUUCACAGAGCCCGAUAUGGAGAAACUGGGUAGAGAGAGACCACAGAUAUUUGCUAGUCUUAUCUCGGAGAUAUGUUUCAUUUUCUCGAUCGUUAUGAGUCAAAUCCUGGCUGAGUUCUUCAUCACCGGAUCGAAUGUCUUGACCCCUAUUCUCGUAAGAGACUUGAAUAUUCCAACAGCAUCGACAAUUUGGCCCACCACGGCUCUCUCGCUCGUCAUUUGUGCUACUCUUUUGAUAUGGGGCCGUUUAACCGACAUGUACGGAGGUUAUCUAGUUUUCAACGCCGGGGCCAUCUGGCUCUGCAUUUCCUCAAUCAUUGCCGGUUUCUCACAGUCAUGGCUGAUGUUGAUCUUCUUCCGCGCCUGCCAAGGAUUGGCACUAGGCGCUCUGCUGCCCUCCGGCAUGAUGAUUCUCGGUAGCACAUACAGACCGGGUCCUCGAAAAAAUCUCGUCUUUGCUCUAUAUGGCGCCUGCGCUGCUCUGGGUUUCUUUGUCGGAUUUUUUGUUUCUGGUCUUGCUGGUCAGUACCUCAGCUGGAGAUGGUAUUUCUUUAUUGGAGCUAUUCUUUCCGCAAUUAUGGGUGUCGCCGCUAUCUUCUCGAUUCCUAAGGAUUAUGCUGAAAAGAGGGAGCUCGGGAUUCGAAUGGACUGGGCCGGUCUUGUUUUAUCCAUAGUCGGGUCGACAUUUCUGGUUUUCUCAAUUGCAGAGAGCUCAUAUGCGCCCAAUGGAUGGCGAACACCAUAUAUUCCAGUGUUCUUCUGCUUGGGGGUCAUCACUUUGGCGGUGUUCGCUUAUGUUGAAGGCUGGGUAGUGCACAACCCAUUGCUGCCCGGAGAUGUGUUCCGCGUGAAACAUCUGAAAGCGCUUCUUUUCUCUCUGCUUUGUCUUUACGGCAGCUUGGGAAUCUUCCUUCUUUAUGGUGUUUUAUACAUGUCCGAAUUCAUGGGUGCAAGCCCAUUGCAGAUCGUCGCCUGGACCGUGCCAAUGGCAGUCGGUGGUCUGUUUCUUUCAGUGACAGGCGGCUUUAUUCUUCACAAAGUAUCUGGGACAAUUUUGAUGAUAAUUUCAUGUCUCGGAUACGUGGGAUCAGGCCUGUUGUUCGCAGUCGUGCCUGCCGGUGGCAACUACUGGGCCUACGUAUUUCCUGCCAUGAUCUGUGGUACGAUCGCCAUCGAUAUUUCGUUCAAUAUUGCAAAUAUCUUUAUCACGACGACAAUGCCCAAGUCGCGACAGGGCAUUGCGGGGGCACUCCCUUACUGUACAAUGCACAUGGGAAUCGCGGUUAUGCUUGGCUUCUCUGACAUUGUGGAAACCCAAACCAAACACUUUGGAGAGCGUGAGAGCUACAAGGCGGUUUUCUGGUUCCAGACAGGACUAGCUAUCCUUGGGCUACUUAUUGCAGUCUUCUUUGUCAGGAUCAAAAACGCAGAGAGCGAAUUGACUGCUGAUGAAAAGCAACAACAGAACGGAGAACAAUGCGAGACGGUGAAUAAGGGGGAAGUUUAG